GCCGCGCGCCGCAUGUAAUAACGUAACGGGACUCUCACGUAAUGAUUCCUUGGUGUUUUGAUAUGGCGUGCGUGUGCAAAGCAUUUUUCGUUCUCGUCAGUGUCUUGUUGUCUUUUUCGUAGUCAGUGUGCGUUCGUUCGUCUAUCGCGAUGAUUAUUUGUAAGAAAGAAAACGAAAAUGAAAAGGGACGCGAGUGUGAAUCAUUUUCAGAGUGUGUGUACAGUCUCAAACACAACGCGUUUCUCUUCUCUCUUUCUCUUCGGUCACGGAGAGUCAGCUUGCCAGUGAGUGAUAGUAAGUGACAAUAAAGAGGGAGGAGGAGGAGGAGGUGGUAUGAUGGAGAACCUAAGGUCGGGUUUGAUAACGACAACGAGAAUGGACAUUAUCAGGGCGGCUGAGGUGCUGCCAUUGCUGCAGGAACGGCUGGCAAUAAUGCCGGGCAGUCGCGAUCGUCGGGGUGGUUUACUGCUCCUGUUCCCCAACAAUCCGAGGCGCGAACGUGCCAAGCCCGAAGACUAUCGCCGACUCCUGCAGUAUCUCAUGGCCAUACCCAACGACGACGAUCGUAAUCUGCGCUUCACCGUGGUUGUCGACAUGCGCGCCACCACUUGGGACUCCGUCAAGCCUAUUCUCAAGGUGCUGCACGACAACUUCCAACACUCGGUGUUUGUGGCCUUCCUGAUAAAGCCCGAGAACUUUUGGCAGAAGCAGCGCACCUCAUUGGCCAAGCAAAAGAAGUACAACUUUGAGAUAAAUACAGUUAACUUAGAAGCGCUAGCUAGGAACAUAGACCCAUCGCAGCUGACCGCCGAUCUCGAGGGAUCGUUGCAGUACGAUCAUGCCCAGUGGAUCGAUGUACGUUUGGCACUCGAAGAUUUCACGUGGCAGGCGACUGAUUUGUUGGAUAGGCUUGACGAUUUGCAAGAGGAUCUUAGUAGAAACGAUUUUGCCGAUGAUGUUGGUGGUGCCAAGCAUGGUAUUGAUAUGCACAAUGAGAUGAAGAAGAAGAUUAUGAAGGUGCCUGUUGAAGAUAUCGGAGCAAUCGGAAACAGACUGCUAGAGCGAUUCAACAUAAACGUGAAUGGCAGUAGUAGUGGCGAAGGUGGAAGCAUUGAGUCAGGUGCGUCAGGUGGCUCCGAAACGGAGAGUCGUGACAUUGCUAACAUCGUGUUACAACACCUCGACUCGGUGAAUGCUGCCCAGCAGCAUCUGCUCCAACUUUGGCACAUCAAGAAAAUGAAGCUUGAACAGUGCUUCCAGCUGAGGCUAUUUGAGCAGGAUUGCGAGAAAAUGUUCGAGUGGAUUUGCCAUAAUCGAGAGAAUUUCUUGGCUAAUUACGUUGAGAUUGGACGAUCUUAUCAGCUGGCAAAAGGCCUGCAAGAAGAUCACAAGCACUUCGCGAUGAACUCGAUGAAUAUGUACGUGAACAUUAACAAGAUCCUGACAAUGGCAGGCCGUCUCCUCGAGACACAGCAUUACGCUGCCGGUCAUAUUCGUGCAGUAGCAGGUCGCUUAGAUCGUGCCUGGAAGGAAUUCGCGGCUGGUCUCGACGAACGCACUGCCGUCCUUAGUUUGAGUGUUGUGUUCCACCACAAAGCCGAGCAAUACGUCGACAGUGUAGCCGGUUGGAGUCAAGCUUGCGAUGCGACGAAUUUGCCCAACGAAAUUCCUGUCCUCGAGUCGCACAUCAGACAACAUCAAACGCUUUACGAGGCUAUGUGCCAAGCUUACACCGAGGUAUAUAACGCAUAUCAAUCACUGUUAAGUGGACUAGGCAAGAUGCUGCAAGUGUGUCACAGCGCGAGCGCAGUUGUUGGCACCGACGAAUACGUGCAUAGUACGAGUAAGAAGCUACUUUACCAACUGGACCACCUCGUGCAAGUGUGUAACCAACCCCAGGGCCUAGACCACGCGACAAGAAAACACAGUCAGGACGGCCACAUGGAUGGACGUGGUGGGAUGAGCGGUAACCCUGCGGCUGACUAUAGCGAGGGCGCGAGCCACGUGCUUGCGGUUAUCCAUCAGAUACUCGGACAUCACCGUGCUCUCGAAGCUCGCUGGCAUGCCAGGAAAAUCAAACUACAUCAGAGAUUGGCGCUCAGGCUAUUCCAAGAAGACGUGAAGCAAGUGCUUGACUGGCUGACGAAUCACGGCGAAGUGUUCAUCCGAAAAAACACCGGCGUCGGACGUAAUCUCCAGAAAGCCCGUGUGUAUCAGAAAAGUCACGAGCAUUUUGAAAACGUGGCGCAGAAUACAUACACGAACGCUUCGAAGCUGUUGACCGCUGCGGAAGAGUUGGCUCAUACAGGAGAGUGUGCCCCUGACGAGAUUUACGCGGUUGCACAGGAGCUCGAAGCGCACGUUAGCAGUUUUGCCGCGAGGGUUGAACAAAGAAGACGACGGCUUGAUCUUGCCGUUGUAUUCUACACACAUGAGAAAGAG
Molecule: messenger RNA, 2442 nt
Organism: Phymastichus coffea
Lineage: Eukaryota; Metazoa; Arthropoda; Insecta; Hymenoptera; Eulophidae
Product: kalirin-like
Exons: 10
Biological process (GO): axon guidance
Cellular component (GO): cytoplasm
Molecular function (GO): protein binding; guanyl-nucleotide exchange factor activity
Source: RefSeq, a predicted model, not a curated record